Ophidiomyces ophidiicola is the source of this 2280-nucleotide messenger RNA. RefSeq lists its product as uncharacterized. Lineage: Eukaryota; Fungi; Ascomycota; Eurotiomycetes; Onygenales; Onygenaceae. Gene Ontology annotation, cellular component: cytoplasm; ubiquitin ligase complex. The coding region runs from base 1 to 2280 and encodes 759 amino acids. The record is from RefSeq and is a predicted model, not a curated record. Gene Ontology annotation, biological process: ubiquitin-dependent protein catabolic process; positive regulation of proteasomal ubiquitin-dependent protein catabolic process; protein polyubiquitination. Gene Ontology annotation, molecular function: ubiquitin conjugating enzyme binding; ubiquitin protein ligase activity; zinc ion binding. The transcript is spliced from 3 exons.
AUGGUUCCUGCGUUCCCUACCAUCACCGACGUCGGAUAUUCCGCAAACCCUCACCCUAAGAAGCCAGCUCAAAUCGGCACCGCGGAGCCCUUAUCUGAGUGGCCAGAACUACCUGGUUUGGAGGAGGUAGGCAUCGGCGGGGAGCUACCCGCAGAUUGGUUUGAGCACCCGUGCCCGCCUGAGCUACAGGAUUUUCCGGAUACCACGCCGGGAGAGCUUCUUCGAAUCCUGAGAAUGUCCAUCAAAGAAGCUUUUAGCAAGAACUAUGAGGAUGAGAAAGAACUCGUCGCUUCAGAGCCACCUAAAAAGCCACCAUCGCCGCCCGAGGCCACCCAUCAGAUUUCGAAAACUGCCAUAAGAACCGAUGGAGAAAUGCAAAGCGCACGCUCAUCUUCGAAUUUCUCCGAUAGGAGUUGUGCGCCUUCAAGGAGUGGUUCAACAAAGUCAACGGUCGAGAAGGUGUCAAUAUUAGGGUCAAAGGAUAUUCUAGGUUUAAAAUCCUCCAUGGUCACAAGAUAUACUCUGCAGGAAUGCGCCAGCUGCUUUGAAGGCAUCAUCGAGAAAAAUUUACUGCGUCUCGAGUGCCAACAUAGAUACUGUUACAAAUGCUUCGUUAAUUUAGUCACUACCUCCAUGCACAACGAGAGCCAAUUCCCUCCGCAAUGCUGUCUCUUAGAUAUUCCCAUUAAAUUAAUUCUUCAUAAUUUCGACUCUGCAAAUCGCGAUCUUUUCAAACAAAGGAUGAUAGAGUAUUCAAUACCUCAGCAGAAUCGCUGGUAUUGUCCAUCCGCUUCCUGUGGAAAAUGGAUCGAUCAGAAAAAGCUCAAGAGUUUGGCCCCUACUCCAAAAUGUCCUCAUUGCAGAACUAGAUUCUGUGGUUACUGCCGGGGCAAUCUGCACAAUACGGCAUCAGAGUGCCCCAAGGAUGCCGGCCUGGAAGCUACACUAAAAGAGGCAGAAAUGCAUGGCUGGAGACGAUGUUACCAGUGUCACGCGAUGGUCGAAUUGUUGGCAGGUUGCCAGCAUGUGACAUGUAAAUGUGGAGCAGAGUUUUGCUACACCUGCGCUGCCCCUUGGAGAACAUGCCAAUGCACAGAGAAUGAUCAGCGGCUCCGUGAAGAACAACUUCAAGCCCGCCGUCGCAUGAGGAAUGAAAAUAUAGAAAGAGAAGAACGCGAAUUAGCCGAAGCUUUUGCUGAGAUUGACCGUCUGGGAGUUGAGGAAUCGAGCCGACAAGAAGAACAAAAACAUUUCAUGUAUGAAAGGAGACGUAGAAAUGAGGAUCAAUUUCGCGAACGAGAAGCCCAGCGGAUAUUAUUAGUUACUGAAAAUACACGAAGCUUACGACAAGCGCUGACUCGGAUCAAUACAUCACAACAAACAAUACUAAACAUGAGACAUGAAUCAAGCGCUAAGUCUAUACUAUUGAAAAUACAGACUGAGCACAAGCGACUAGAAGAAAGGUGGCAGCAAUUGGAGCGAGCUCUCCAAUCCAAUAUCAAAAUUCGGAUCGAUGCUCUCUCCCGUGCCCAAGAAGUGGAAAUACAGGAAUUGGUAUCAAAGCAUGAAGACGAGGAAGAUGAAACUCUCAUAAGUAUGUCAAGACAUCUCAAAAAUAAACCCAACCGAGAAGAACGCCAGAAAUCCAUCAUGGAUAAGCUUAAGGCAGCACAAGAUAGGGAACUUCGCGUAAUGCACGGCAUUCACAAGGAGGCCCUGGAUAACUUAGAGUUCCAAACUAGCCUUGAAUUCAAGGCUCUCGAGACAGGUUUAGCCAAGGAAUCUCAAGAAGCUUGUCCAAGCAUUGAACGACGCUCUGAAUUUGCCCGAGAAGUUUUGAUAGAGCGGCAUUGGUUCCACUUGGUCACGAAGAAACGGACUGAACUCCUAGAAUUACAAUGGAAACGUCUAUUACAACGCAGGACAUCCUCUACAACAGCCUCAUGUUCAUCCUCCUUUUCCUCCUCAGCAGGGCUGCGUCCAAAGCAGCUACACUUCACCAAAUUCACAGGGCCGCCAUCUCCCCCGCCAUCUUACCCCCCUCCUCCCACUCCAAUUUCUCGCCCCUUUCUAUCACCUGCCCCCGUUCGUCCUUUUACUCCUUCGACGACGGACUUUCCACGGCCACCCACGUGCCCGCCGCCGAAGCCGCCUGUUGGUACCUCUGUGACGACGUCUCAUAUGCACAAGAAAGAGCCAAGAUCUCUGAAACAGUUAAUAUUGACGAACUCUCGCAAUCGACGGCUCAACCGAUCGGCUUUUAUGGCAAUGAAUAGCUAA